CCAAUGGAUGGUGCCGUUGAGCGGGGUUGGGAUUAGCGGCGGGGCGAAUGGCUGGCACUUUUACUGGGAUUACAGAACAAAGAGCUGCUCUCCCUUCCCAGCCCGGGGGGGGGGGUGUUUGGUGGGGGUUUGGGGUGGGUUUUUUUUGUUUUGGUUUUUUUUUUUUUUUUUUAAACACCCCCUCCCUUCCUCCCCUUUCCCUUCUCUUCUUUCCUUUAAGCCCCCCCACCGGGUAGUACCGGCUCCGCCCGGGGAGGAGGGAAGCGGCGGGAGGCGGCGGUGAGGAGGCGGCUCCAUCCCGGCCCCCGCCCGCCCGCCCCCGCCGCUCCCGCGCAGCCUCGCCGGGGGAGGCAGGAGCGCCGCGCCCGAGACGCCCGCGGUGAAUAUGGCCCUGGCAGGGAAGCCUUUAGAUGUGACUCUCAGCACCUCCAGAGCUGACCAGUGGAAUAUGGUUUUUCCCCAGAAAGACGAAAUCAUCACCAGCUUAGUGUCUGCCUUAGACUCCAUGUGCUCGGCGCUCUCCAAGCUGAACGCGGAGGUGGCCUGCAUCGCCGUCCACGAGGAGAGCGCCUUCGUGGUGGGCACCGAGAAGGGACGGGUCUUCCUUAGCGCCCGCAAGGAGCUGCAAGCCGACUUCCAGAAGUUUUGCAGAGUCCAGCAGAGGAAGGAGCAGGAUGCAGAGGCGCAGAAGAAGGCAAAGGAGUGCGGGCGAAGCGUGCUCAGGGUCUCCCCGGACCAGGGAUCAGACGUGUACCUCCUCAGGAAGAUGGUAGAGGAAGUGUUUGAUGUGCUUUAUAGUGAAGCCGUGGGGAAGAGCAGCGUGGUCCCUUUGCCAUACGAGAGGUUCCUGAAAGAGCCGGGCUCGUUGGCAGUUGCCGGCUUGCCCGAGGGGAUCAGCUUCAAGAAACCCAUGGAAUACGAUGUGAAGUCCCUGAUGGCCAUCUUAGAACACAGCCACAGCAUCCGCUUCAGGCUAAAAAGGCCGGCGGACGAGCCCAGCCGAGAGCCAAACCCCAGCAUUGAGUUGACUUGUACCUCCCUCGCCCCCAAGGGCGGCCGCGACUCUGGUGCCAACGGCCUCAUGGCCAAACCCGCCGGCCAGGACACCCCCUCCGCCGUCGCCGUCACCAACUUCUUAUACGGUGUCUCACUGCCGACCCAGAUCGCCGUCGACCUAAAGCAAGAGGUGUCCUCCGGCCUGCCCGGGCCGAACGCGGGCGGCGAGGCGCUGCUGCCCAGGCCUGCGGGAGAGCUGAAGGUGCCUUCCUCACAGGAGUACAGCGACUGCUGUGGACAGAAAUCGUCGGUCUCUGGAGGUCCCCUCAUCCAGAACGUGCACUCGUCCAAGCGCAUCCUCUUCUCCAUCGUCCAUGACAAGACAGAUAAGUGGGACAGUUUUAUAAAAGAAACUGAAGAUAUCAACACCCUUAGGGAGUGCGUGCAAAUUCUGUUUAACAGCAGAUAUGCCGAAGCCUUGGGGUUAGACCACAUGGUCCCCGUCCCGUACCGGAAGAUUGCCUGCGACCCCGAGGCGGUGGAAAUCAUCGGCAUCCCGGACAAAAUACCCUUCAAAAGACCUUGCACUUACGGCGUCCCCAAACUCAAGCGGAUACUGGAGGAGAGGCACAACAUCCAUUUUGUCAUCAAAAGGAUGUUUGACGAGAGAAUUUUUACAGGAAGCAAAUUUACCAAAGAUCCAACCAAGCUGGAGCCCUCCAGCCCCCCCGGGGAGAUCUCCCCCGAGCCGCACCGCGGGGCCGUGCUGGACCUGGUGGGGACCUCGCAGGCCAACAGCAGGUCCGAGAAGUGUAGCGUUUCUGAAAGCUGUGAACCAGGUACCUCAGGCGAACUGGGUGGGAUCAGGCAGAUCAAAAUUGAGCCGGACGAGCUGGACAUCAUCCAGAUCACCGUGCCAGACCGAUCGCCCGGUUCGGAUGAGAUGCACGACCCGGUGUCCACACACAUGGCCUCAGAGGAGUCGAACUACAUCCUAGAAACGGUAGCAGCAGGGACAGAGAAGGUGUCCAGCGAGGAGUCGCGACGCGAGGAAAAGCAAAUGGAGGGAUCAGAUGGUAUAGGGGAUGUUUUAAGUCAUUUGAGGAAACAAGUUGAAAUUUUGUUCAACACGAGAUACGCGAAAGCCAUAGGAAUAUCGGAGCCGGUCAAAGUUCCCUACUCCAAGUUCCUGAUGUACCCCGAGGACCUGUUCGUUGUGGGCUUGCCGGAGGGCAUCCUGCUGCGGCGCCCCAACUGCUUCGGGAUUGCGAAGCUAAAGAAGAUCCUGCAAGCGAGCAACAACAUCCAGUUUGUCAUUAAAAGACCGGAGCUGCUGGCGGAGGGCGCAAAGGAGCCUGCGUCGGACAGCCCGGCAGCCAAAGCCGCCGGCGAAAGGGACUCGAGCGAGGCACUGCUGGAGGACGCUGUGAAGAGACAGGGCUUUCAAGAAAAUUAUGAUGCCAGGCUUUCCAGAAUAGACAUCGCUAACACGCUACGGGAACAAGUCCAGGACCUGUUCAAUAAGAAAUACGGUGAGGCCUUGGGGAUUAAAUACCCCGUGCAAGUGCCAUACAAGCGGAUCAAGAGCAAUCCGGGGUCGGUGAUUAUAGAGGGGCUGCCCCCCGGGAUCCCCUUCAGGAAACCGUGCACCUUCGGCUCACAGAACCUGGAGAGGAUAUUGGCCGUCGCCGAUAAAAUCAAGUUCACCGUGACGAGGCCUUUUCAAGGACUCAUCCCCAAACCCGCCCCUAGACGGAUAACAUCAUUGGAAAAAGCCUACGCUGCCUUGAAUGAUGAGGAUGAUGCCAACAGGCUCGGAGAGAAGGUGAUUCUCCGAGAGCAAGUCAAAGAGCUUUUCAAUGAAAAAUACGGAGAGGCUCUGGGCUUGAACCGGCCUGUCAUGGUGCCCUAUAAACUCAUCAGGGACAGUCCUGACGCCGUGGAGGUUACUGGGCUGCCGGAUGAUAUCCCUUUCAGGAACCCCAAUACCUACGACAUCCAUCGGCUGGAGAAGAUCCUGAAGGCACGGGAGAACAUCCGGAUGGUGAUUAUAAACCAGCUCCAGCCGUUUGCCGAAAUCUGCACCGAGGCCAAACAAACAGAGAAAGACACCAGCGUUCCCAAAAGGAAGCGGAAGAGGAUUUCCGAAGGGAACUCGGUAUCUUCCUCUUCCUCAUCUUCCUCUUCCUCCUCUUCCAAUAUGGAGUCUACAUCAUCAACAAAUCAGAUCUCACUUGUGCAAUGGCCCAUGAACAUGUACAUGUUAGACUAUGGUGGUCUAAACGUCCAGAUCCCAGGACCUAUUAACUAUUAGACCUCAAUACCGAAUAAGAACCUCAAAUGAAAGAAUAAAUAAAUAAAUGUAAUUUAUGUAAAAAGUGUAUAUUCCAAUAUGUAUCAAUGCCUUUUAGUUUUUCCAAUGAUUUUUACACUAUAUUCCUGCCAUCAAGGCCUUUUUAAAUAAAAAUAAGAAGUGUUG
Grus americana (Whooping crane) is the source of this 3475-nucleotide messenger RNA. It is a transcript of the gene GTF2IRD1, whose product is annotated as GTF2I repeat domain containing 1. Bases 386 to 3310 code for a protein of 974 amino acids. The transcript is spliced from 28 exons. NCBI's taxonomy places the organism in Eukaryota, Metazoa, Chordata, Aves, Gruiformes, Gruidae. Gene Ontology annotation, biological process: transcription by RNA polymerase II. Gene Ontology annotation, molecular function: DNA-binding transcription factor activity. Gene Ontology annotation, cellular component: nucleus. The record is from RefSeq and is a predicted model, not a curated record.